Corythoichthys intestinalis (scribbled pipefish) is the source of this 4261-nucleotide messenger RNA. RefSeq names its product transgelin 3b (gene tagln3b). The transcript is spliced from 5 exons. NCBI's taxonomy places the organism in Eukaryota, Metazoa, Chordata, Actinopteri, Syngnathiformes, Syngnathidae. Gene Ontology annotation, biological process: actin filament organization. Gene Ontology annotation, cellular component: actin cytoskeleton. Gene Ontology annotation, molecular function: actin filament binding. The record is from RefSeq and is a predicted model, not a curated record. The coding region runs from base 2511 to 3110 and encodes 199 amino acids.
AAUAAUACAUUUUAUAUGUAGAGCGCUUUUACCAAUGCUCAAAGACGCUUUACAAUUGAAACAAAAACAGCAAACAAUGUGAACAGAACAAAACAAUUAUAAUUUAAAAGCUAGUUUACAAAGGUGAGUUUUUAACAGUUUUUGGAAUGUGGGAAGGUCUGAACAGGUACGAAUGGGUUUAGGGAGUGAGUUCCAAAGGGAGGGGGCAGGAACAGAGAAGGCUCUGUCCCCCCAAGUUCGGUGUGUUCUUUGUUGGGGCGGUGCGAGGAUGUUUCCAUGAGAGGAGCGGAGGUGACUGAGGGGGUGUGGGGACAAAGAAGAUCUGUGAGGUAGGGAGGGGCCAAGUUAUUGAGUGCUUUGUAAGUGAGAAGGAUGAUUUUGAACUUUAUCCUGUAUGAAAUAGGAAGCCAGUGCAGUUUUUGGAGGACGGGGGUAAUGUGGUUCCUAUAGGGGGUCCGGGUGAGAAGGCGUGCAGCGGAGUUUUGGAUAUAUUGUAGUUUAUUGAUGAGUUUGGAUGGAAACCGAAAAGAAUGCUGUUACAGUAGUCAAGUCUGGAGGUGAUGAAGGCAUGGAUGAGGGUUUCAGCAGCAGAGAAAGUGAGGGAGGGGCGAAGACGGGCUAUGUUUUUGAGGUGGAAGAAGGCAGUUCUGGUGAUGUGGUUGACGUGCCGAUCAAAUUUUAGUUUAUUGUCGAGAAUGAUAACUAGGUUGCGGGAAUGUGUUGAGAGAAGCAGGGUGCAGUUGUUGAUGGUGAGGGAAAAUUGACCGUCUUUGAUGUGAGCUACAGGGUCAAUGAUGAUUAUGUCCGAUUUGUUACUGUUGAGUUGAAGAUAGUUUGCUUGCAUCCAGGAUUUAAUUUCACUGAGGCAGUUGUGAAUUGUGGAUUCGGUGCUGUGCGAGAUUUGUUUUGUGGAGAUGUAAACUUGGAUGUCGUCAGCGUAACAGUGAAAUUGGAGUCCAUAUUUACGAAUGACCUGACUAAGGGGGAGGAUGUAAAGAAUAAAGAUGAGGGGACCAAGAACUGAACCUUGGGGGACACCUUGUGGUAGGGGAAGAGGGUGGGAUGUGCAGUUAUUGAUAGUGAUAUAUUGUUGUCGGUCGGUGAGGUAGGAGCGGAACCAGGAAAGUGCAGUGCCAGUGAUGUGUACAGAUUCUAAUCGGGAGAGCAGGAUGGUAUGGUUGAUUGUAUCAAAAGCAGCAGUGGGGUCCAGGAGGAUGAGGAUGGUGAGUUAUCCAGAGUUCGAGGAGAGGAGAAUGUCGUUGGUUAUUUUGAGAAGGGCUGUUUCGGUGUUGUGCUGUGAGUGGAAGCCAGAUUGAAAAAGUUCAAACAGGAUAUUGUUGGUGAGGCGGGUUCUGAGUUGUGAGGCGACGGCCCUUUUCAGAAUUUUAGACAGAAAAAGGAGAUUGGAGAUGGAGUGGUAAUUGCUCCGUAUAUCGGGGUCUAGACCAGAUUUCUUUAUGAUGGGAGUGAUGGCAGCCAGUUUGAGAGUUCGGGGGAAAGAGCCAGAGCGGAGGGAGGUGUUAAUGAUGUCGGUGAUAAGUGAGGAGAUUACGGGGAGACAAUCUUUUAUUAGAACAGAGGGAAAAGGAUCUAGGGUGCAGGUGGCAUCAUCUGAAAAGAAUGACUACUGUAAUUUUUGGACUACAUGACUCACCUGACUUAAGCCACAUCCACCAAAUAUCACAAAAAAAAGAAUUUUUGUUUAUAUAUAAGCCUCAUUGGACUAUUACGACACAGGGAGAAAAAGUAGCAGGUUAUAGUCUGAAAAUUAUGGUAAAAUUUGUCCCUAUUGAUGGUCUGUGAGAAGUUAAGACAUGUCAACAGUCUUAUGUUUCAUGAUUUCCUAACAACAAUCAGCGGGCAUGAAGCAUUGCUUUUGAAAGUGAAAAUGCAUUUCUUUAUUCACACUAAUAGUCACACCAAUGCUCUACUCAUGGUCGCCAUGGUAAUGAAAUCUAGACUGCAAUUGGCUCACCACUGGGGUGUGGUAUACAGUACUUGUUCAAUAUACCCUAACCCUAACACAAGCAAGGGACUUGAACUUUUUAACUUUUUAAGCUGUCAACUGCGAUGCAUCCGUGCUAACUACCAUUAAUACAAACCAACCAUUUAAAGUUGUUUACAUCCUAUUUCACUAAACUAGAUUAAGUUGUCCAUUCAUGCUUUCAUUAGUAUGAACAAAAGCACAAUAGGGGCGAAACAAUCAAUAAAUGCAUCAAUAGUGAGGCUUCCAGACUGCAGUGACCGCGAGCUGUGAUAGACAAACCCAUCCCCCUCCCUCCCCGCUUCCUACCUCGCAUAUAUAAAAAGGCGUGUCCUCGCCCCUCCCGCACACAAGUAGACCGAGCACCCUAGCCCGGCCCGACGUGCCUCUGCCGCCCUUCAUGGAUGCUCCGGACUCAGGCAUCCUCUGUGGAAUUGACACACUUGUGUGACAAGACAGGACGUGACUACUCAACAGCUCCUCAAACUGCAGACGUCAGUGAGUGAAUCGUUGUGGAAGUGUCGCCAUGGCCAACAGGGGCCCGAGUUACGGCCUGAGCCGAGAGGUGCAAGAAAAGAUCGAGCAGAAGUACGACCCGGACCUGGAGCAGCGGCUGGUUGACUGGAUUGUGGCCCAGUGCGCGGGCAGUGUGGAGAAGCCACCGGCGGGUAGGGAGGGCUUCCAGAAAUGGCUGAUGGAUGGCACGGUCCUGUGUCGACUCAUCAACAGUCUCCAUCCAAAGGACAAGGAGCCUGUCAAGAAGAUCUCAGAGUCUCAGAUGGCCUUCAAGCAGAUGGAGAAGAUCUCUCAGUUCCUCCAGGCAGCUGAAGCUUAUGGAGUUACCAAAACUGAUAUAUUCCAGACCGUAGACCUUUGGGAAGGAAAAGACAUGGCUGCAGUGCAGCGGACUCUCAUGGCACUGGGCAGCGUGGCUGUCACCAAUGAUGACGGUCAUUACAAAGGGGACCCAGACUGGUUCCACAGGAAAGCGCAGGGCUAUCGGCGGGAGUUCACUGAGGAGCAGCUGCGCCAGGGCCAGAGUCUGAUCAGCCUUCAGAUGGGCAGCAAUCGCGGAGCGUCUCAGUCGGGUAUGACGGGCUACGGUAUGCACCGUCAGAUCAUGUAGAUAACAAAUUGGCCUUGCUUCCUGUAUUUUCUUCUUAUUUCUACUAACACGAUGUAUCGUAGCCUAUUCUGCCUUCUGCUAGCCUUACCUAACCUCACCUCUCUGAAAGUGCUGCUUUAAACGAUGUCUUCUCCUCUUUGUGUCUUCCACUCUGCUAUGCUGCUGUCAUUUCCAUUUUAUGAUUUAAUGUGCAACUUGACGUCGUCAAUUUAGCCCUCUCGACAUGAUUAAAAUGUCAAACAAGCCAUCAGUGUUCAUUGAUGCUGUGAAAAAGCAUGCCUCUGGAAUUACAUUUACCACGGGUGAUUGUUUUACAGUGGUUGGUUAUGUGAUUGUGCGCUCAGUCAGACUCACAUCGUGCCUGGUUUAUGGGACUAGACCAUAAAGCACUCGGUCCUGCUAUUCUUGCCUCAAAAUGUGCACUUUUUUUGUUUUGUUCAUGUUUGUGUUAUUUAAUUCCCAAUAUAUUUUUUAUCUGGAAGCUUACUGACAAAAGGAAUAAAAUACAUGGACAUAAUGUUAGUGUUGUUGUUUGUAAUUAUGAGUAACACAUGCUUUGACCUAUUUGAUUUUUGGUGUGUCAACCAAAGAACCAAACAAAAAAGGAGGAUUAAACUCACCAAACAGGUCAUACUUUAUAUGUACUGUAUAUAGACGUUUAUAUCCACUGUAAGUAUAUGACAAUGUUAGUCUUAGCUCCCUGACUGCGGUAUUUCUCUUCUGCCUGCCUGCUCGUCUUUCCUCUCUCAAUUCAAUCUAAUAAUAAAGGCGGAGCUGGAAAACAAAGUCAUUAGGACAGAAGCUUCCUGUGGAUGCACAUCUGAUCCAAAAAAAAAAAAAAAACGCACACACAUCAGAAGAUGUUUGAUAAAAGUGUUGUUCGGCUGCUUGGUGAUGAAGUGGUGGUUCUGUGAGUGAAAAUAUAAUUAAUGAAAUUAUCAUUUCAAGUAUUCAUGAUUAUUCAGUGUAUAUUUAAUUAAACAGUUUUAUGAACUACAGUAACACAUACUCUGUGAGUAAUAUACAGUGGUAUGAAAAAGUAUCUGAACCUUUUGGGAUUUAUCACAUUUCUGCAUGAAAUCGCCCUCAAAUGUGAUCUGAUCUUUGUCAAAAUCACACAGAUGAAAAACACCGUGUCUGCUUUAACUAAA